UGAUUAAACCAUUUUGCCAAAUUGUAUGUGCAGAUCUACUGUAUGAAUCUGAUGAAAUGUAUCUGGAUGCGGAUACAUUAAGUAUCAUAUAUAUCAGAAAAGAAGAAGAUAUUGUUUAAAUGUGAAUUACCAAAAAUUGAGCUAGCUAGAUUCUCAUUUCAUGCCUCCAAAGUCUAUGUAGUUUAUAAAGCAGUGGCCAAACCAAAUUGUUUGAGUUACAGCAGCAAACAGUCAUGGCCAAAGUUUUUAUGCUGCUUUCAUUUCAAAUUCUAUUUCUAACAAGCAUUCUUACUAUUAUUACAGGAAGUUUCAGCUCAGGCUUUACCUUGGAUCUCAUACACAUUGACUCUCCAAACUCUCCUUACUACAAUGGAAACCUUACCCAUGUUGAGAAAUUGCAAAGGCUUGGUCUUCAAUCAAAAGCCCGUGCCUAUUACCUUUCUCACGCAGAACAAAAUGCAUCAUUUCCUCAGACAAUUCGCGGUCAGGUCCAAGUUCAACCUAUGUCGAUCCACAUGGUACAAGUAUCCGUCGGAACGUUCCAUGAUCGAAACCCUCAUCAUAUUCAAUAUUUUCUCAUGUUUGAUACUGGUAGUGAUCUCACAUGGCUACAAUGCGAAGAUUGCGCAAGCUCAGGCCACCAUUGUUUUCCCCAAGCAGAACCUCUUUUUCCAAGUAGUAGGUCUUUUACUUAUCGCCCUGUACCUUGCAAUGACCAUCGGUAUUGCACUUCACAUAGGUGUAAUGGCAAGUUUUGUACUUAUUUUAUUGAAUAUCAAGAUCAAGCCCAAACAACAGGGACUCUUGCACAUGAUACGUUCACUUUUGGUUCGAGUGCUGGGCAUGGUCGCGAAGAAAGUAUUGAACUGAUAUUUGGCUGUGGAUUUGACCAAAAACAUUUUGAUUUCGUUACCAGUAGAGAAAACAGAAUGGCUGGUUAUUUGGGUUUGGGAGUGACUCGACUCUAUUAUUCUUUUAUAGAUCAAACGAGGCAUCUGACGGAUGGUCGUUUCUCAUAUUGUCUGCCACAAACCAAUGACAAUGGUGAUGUGCCUCCUAGUUUGUUAAGAUUUGGUUCAGACAUACCAAGAUCAAGACAACAUUUACAUACAACAAGGUUGUUGACUCACCACGAUGCACAUGGUUACUUCUUAAAGUUAAAGGAUAUGAGCCUUGCAGGAAACCGACUACACAUCCCUGAGCGAUUUUUCGAAAGAGGAAAUAGUGGUAGUCUAGGAUGUGUCAUAGACUCAGGAAGUGGAUGCUCUUUUAUUGCUGAGCGCCCUUUCAAUAUGCUGAAAACAGCAAUGAUAGAUUACUUUGAACACAAACCGGGAUUUCAACUAGUUGAUGAAUUGUAUGGCUUCAAUCUUUGCUUUGAAAGGCCAGACUCUGCAGGGUUCGGACAGCUUCCGAGAAUCACAUUUCAUUUUGAAGGGGGUGAUAUUGAAGUGAGGCCAGAGAAUCUGUAUGUGCUUGGUGAACAUGGCCGGUUUUAUAAAUUUUUUUGCUUGGCGAUGUACAAAGCAACAAAUGGAUUGACCAUUAUCGGAGCACGCCAACAAGCAGACCAGCGUGUGAUUUAUGACACUCAACAUAUGCAAUUGCAUUUUGGUCCUGAGGAUUGUGCUCAUAAUGCUUGAAGUUUGCCUUGUUUAUCUUUGAAUUUAUAAUAAAUAUGAUCCAUCCACCCUUUUUUUAAUAUU
Jatropha curcas is the source of this 1706-nucleotide messenger RNA. RefSeq names its product aspartic proteinase nepenthesin-2. Gene Ontology annotation, cellular component: extracellular region. The record is from RefSeq and is a predicted model, not a curated record. Lineage: Eukaryota; Viridiplantae; Streptophyta; Magnoliopsida; Malpighiales; Euphorbiaceae.